AUGUGUUCGAACUACAACUCGGAUCCAGUGACAACACCUGGUCAUUGGAAUUCUUGCCCUAUUGAAUCUGGACUAUCCAAGGAUUUGGACAACCUAACGAAUGAACUGUCCACGGUAAACUUGGCGAGCGGGCGUGAUCAAUGGAAAAGUAGACUUGAUGUAGAUGGUCGCCAUACGGUUGGGGCACUACGGAGGUUAAUCGAUAAACAAUCUGUUCCAAGUCAGAUACUACCACCUAUGCUAUGGCACAGGGAUGCACCUAUCAAGGUGAACUUCUUUAUUUGGAGAGCACUACAAAAUAAAAUCCCUUCUAUGAUGGCUCUAAGAUCAUGGGGUGUGGAGCUCGACUCGACAUGCUGUGGUGCUUACUUUGCUAGUGACAAAUGUGCCGAUCACAUCCUAGUAACAUGUCCGUAUGCGAGUGCAAUAAGAGACAAAAUAUUUGACUGGUGUGGCAUCACGCACCAAAUAUUUCACAAUGUCAGGGAUCUAAUAUGUUUUGCUACAAGCUGGGGUCAGUGUUCAAAAAAGAAAAAAAAAAGGCUCACGAUGAUAUGCUACGGGCUUAUAUGGAGCCUCUGGAAAUAUAGAAAUGACCGGACUUUUAAUCUGAAAUUUAUCAGUAUCUUUUGCGGAGCUGAGCAGAUAAAAUCUUUGGUGUAUCUCUGGAUCAAAUGCAGAGGAAAAGGCGGUUUAUGUGAAUGGAAGGCGUGGUCAUCAUCUCCUUUCCAUUUCUCCUAG
Molecule: messenger RNA, 741 nt
Organism: Lactuca virosa
Lineage: Eukaryota; Viridiplantae; Streptophyta; Magnoliopsida; Asterales; Asteraceae
Source: the annotation of a GenBank genome assembly